Messenger RNA from Protobothrops mucrosquamatus (brown spotted pit viper), 4556 nucleotides. RefSeq names its product aftiphilin (gene AFTPH). Bases 420 to 3038 code for a protein of 872 amino acids. The record is from RefSeq and is a predicted model, not a curated record. Gene Ontology annotation, biological process: intracellular transport. Lineage: Eukaryota; Metazoa; Chordata; Lepidosauria; Squamata; Viperidae. Gene Ontology annotation, molecular function: clathrin binding. Gene Ontology annotation, cellular component: trans-Golgi network membrane; AP-1 adaptor complex. The transcript has 11 exons.
GCUGGGAAGCGGCGAACUAAGUGGGCGGCGAGGGGAGGUGGGUCAGUCCAAGGCGUUUCCUGGGCUCCGGGACGGGAGGGGGAAGUUCGAGAUGGAUUCACCUUAAUGGCGGUUACCGCGGGAGGCCUCGAGUCACCCUCCCAGCCCCGUCUGGCCCGGCCAUGCCCGGCCCAGCUGACCCUGCAGGAGCCCAAAGACGAGCGUAUUUCCUCCCUCUGAAAGUUGGAAGAAAACAACCAGGGAAGGGAUGGAGGAAUGGGUCGUGUCGUCAUGACGGUAUGCUCUGGCCUGGUUUGGGCAGUCAGAGGUGCUGGGUUUCUUUUGGAGUUGUUCCCAAGCUGUCUCUGCCUUUGUUCUCCUAAGGCAGUAGCUGGUGCAUCGCUGGCCUGUGGAAAUUAAUUUUUAUAAAGAACUAAAUAAUGGAACCAGACAUCGUUCGAAUGUAUUCUUCGUCCCCUCCCCCAUUAGAUAAUGCACCGGAUGAAGAGGAGGAAGAAGAGGAGGAGGAAGAGGAAUUUGGUGAUUUUGGUGGCUUUUCUGAUGUUGGAAGUACUAGUGUAAGCUUUGAUUUUGCAUCAGAGUAUUCCAGUUCAAAAGAAGAACAUAAGUCUUCAUUUAACUCCGAUUACUCAGGAAGGGUAGAUAGUGUUAUAACUUUUACCACAAUAAGAUAUAGUAACAAUAAGGACAGCAUUGCAGAACUUCCUACUUCUAUAAAAGAACUUCCUGAUAGUACUAAAGAAAAAUGUGAGUGUAGAAACUUGGGUACAUCAUUUGAAGAUGUCAUUCCGGUAGAAGUAAAAAGAGCUGGAAAACUGGAAUCAUCAUAUUCUGAAAUUAUUAGGACUGAUCUAAAAGUUCCAAAGGAAGAUCAGCAAAUAGACAGCUGUAAUGGCGAGAGACUACCAUUCUCAGAAGUUCUAACAAAUGGAUUUUCAGAACCAGAUACAGCAAACUCUCAGGGAGUAAAGGAUCUGGACAGUGUUGAUGACCCAAAGGGAUUAAAAACAAUUAGCACUCAUAGUACUGAAUUAAAUUUGGAUUCUAUACCCAGCACACAAGAGAAUUUUGCCACAUUCUCACAUAAACAAACAACCCAGGUAGAAGAAACAAAAAAUGAAAUAUGCAAAUAUUUUAGUGAAAAAAAAGUAUUAAAUGCACAGGAAAAUUAUGUAAAUAGAAUUGGAGAGGCAGAAUCUAUGAAGGAAGCUAUUUUGGAUGAAAGCUGUGAAUGUGAAGGGGAAACUUUUACUGAAGGUGAACACAUCUGCAUUUCAAAAACUAAUUUAAUAAACAAUGUGAAGCCUGAAAAAGACUGCACAGAAUUGGAAUCUAAUGACACUGUCACUUCUGUACAAACAAAUGUGAAUUCAAUAGGCACAAUUGAAAAUGCUGAAGAAAAGGGGGAGGACGGCACCGGAAACAACAAAGAACAUGCUUUUUCUUCGACCAGUGAUGCUGCAAAAACAGCAGACCUCAGCCUAAGUAGGCUUGAAAGUCUUAGCAGUCUUCCUAGUAGCAAGAAGGUAAAUGUUUCUGAAAUAGUAAAAAAUGGUGAAAGUGACCCUGGACAUGCAUCAUGUAAUGAGGUUAGCGAAGAUGAUUUUGGUGAUUUUAGUAUAGUCAGUAAUGGAUCUCUUGCUUUUGCAGAUAGUGUUCAAACUUCUGCAAGCCAAGAACUUUUUCAACCCCCUUUUGAAAAUCUCAAUAAUGAAUGUAGUGAAUUCACAGCUACCAGUAGUAGUCUUCAUCAGCAAUCAACAGAGGUAGCUCCUUGUCAACCAAAUGAGAUUUCAAGUGCUCUGUUGGAAGAACAUCCAAUGGUUAGUUCUGAUUUUAGCAAGAAGAUAAAACCCUCUGUAGAAUUGGAAAAUGGGGACGAUAAUGAGUUUGGAGAUUUUGAUUCAGGGUCAAAAAGAUUUCCAGACUCUGAUGAAUUUUCAGACUUUAGUUCAGCUGGUUGUAACCAAGCUACAGAGUGGAAUGCUUUUGAAACCGAACAAAAAGAAAGCUGCUUAUGGGCUACUUUUGAAGAUGAACAAAUGGUAGAAUCUCAUCCUAGAGAAGAUGUGUGGCCAUCCCAUACAGUUGACACAACUGACAGUGCUGAAGAUUCAGUUACUCAAGCGGGAAAUGAGCAGUUGCAAGAAUUACAAGUUUCAGCUCAGGUUGUGCUUCUAAAUCGUCUUGAACGAAUAUUCAAGGCCUGUUUCCCUCCUGUACUUGUUUCUGAAAUGAGAGAGGAAAUUCCUCCUUUAAAUCUCAUGUUAGAAGUGGGCAGAAAACCAGAGAGAACAGUGGAGAACCUAUCAGAAAGGGAACUACUUGAUGUGUGGGCAGAGCUUCAGGAUAUCCAUGAUGCUUAUGGACUGAGAUACCAGUGGGGUGGCUCCCAUAGCAACAAAAAGCUUCUCUGCUCUUUGGGAAUCGACACAAGAAACAUUCUCUUCACAGGUAACAAGAAGCAGCCCGUCAUAGUGCCCAUGUAUGCAGCAGGGUUGGGUAUGUUAGAGCCUACGAAGGAACCCAUGAAACCAAUUUCUGCUGCAGAGAAAAUAGCUUCAAUAGGACAGACUUCUGCUAUAUCACCAGAAAUUAAUAUAUGUACAUCUGAUCAGUUGCAGGAAUCUCUACCACCUGUCCAGUUUGACUGGAGUAGCAGUGGCCUUACUAACCCUUUAGAUGCUAGUGGAGGUUCCACUCUUCUGAACCUUGAUUUCUUUGGGCCCGUGGAGGACAGUAGUUCUAGCACCACCACCACCAUCCCAGGUGUAGAUCCAGAGUUGUACGAGUUGACAACUUCCAAGCUAGAAACUUCCAAAACCACCAGUAAAGUGACUGAUGCAUUUGCAAAGCUAAUGUCUACAGUAGAGAAAGCAAGUACAUCAGCAAGAAAACCCCAAAAGGAAGAACAACUCAGUGACGAAGCUGCCAAGGUGAUUUCUAGCCUUCCUGACUUGUCUUUCAUGCAUGCCAAGGUGUUGAUGUUUCCAUCUACGUUGACACCUUCAACAGUUUGCCAAGGCAAGGUAGACUAAAAGUGAAGUAGAUUGGACAAUUUCUAUUAAUUUUUCCCCUAGCUCUUUUCUGUGACCUACAAAUUAUCUUGCUUUAAUUAAAAAUCCAAGUUCAGGUGAUUUGUUGGUAAGCAGCACUAGAAAGAUAUACAUAGUAAUGUAUAUUUAUUUACAUACUGGAGCCCUGGAUUUAUAUUAGAAACAAAAUGUAAAUAAUUGGGGAGGAUUGCACCUUUUUUGAAAACAUCCUUUUUUUCUGUGUGCUGGGGUGUAAACAUUUGUCUUUGUGGAAUACACUGGUUGUGUCCUUCUUAUAAAACUUUAUAAACAUUUUUUUAAAAUGAAAACACCCAGUUUUUGCUCUUCAUGAAAUUUCCCAGGUGUUAUUUUUGUUUUGUUUUGUUUUGUUUUGGUCAGAAUGAAUCACUUAACGUUUGAUGAAAAUUCUUUUCCAAAAAAUGGGUCAGGCCUUUUGUUUUGGGGGCUUGUUUUUUUGUUUUUUGUUUUGUUUGUUUUUUUUAGUAAGGCCCUUUUCAUCUAAUGAGGCCUUUUCUUUUUUAGGGACUUGAUGGUUGAUUUUAAGUUUUCUGCCUUCUAGUAAUAACAUUAUCUUGACAUUAUCUUUUAAGAAUUUAUUUCGGGUUCAUUUUAGAAAAGUAAUAGAUCGCUACCUAGCCAUUUGAUUGUUGUGAUCUACCUAGUAAUCAAUAUGGUUUGAGAUGGAAGGACCAAAACUAUCUGAAUGUCUUACAAUGAAAUAUACUUGUUACAUUUUUUUUGUUGUUGUACCACUAUUCUUAUGUUUGAUUUUGCACAAUGUAAAUUUGACAUAAUCAUAGGUUGCUAUGGUUUAGGCUGUAUGUACAGAAAAAAACUAUGGGUUGUAAAUGUUUGGGGAAAUUCCUAUGGAAAAAAAGAGAAUGCUAUGUAGAACAACCUCUAACAAGGUUCAUGUGCAUGCCUGAGGUCUUUUUGAAAUUUCAGUGUACAAAUUUCUCUUAGCCUAAUCAAAAUAAACAAAUAAAGUUAUAUAGUCUGUUAAUGCGUGUACUGAUGUUCUCUUUAUGAUUUCAAUACUGCUGAAGGCAGAACUGAAGAUUCCCUUUUUCCAUACAUGGAAAGAAAAUGUGUACCUGAACGGCUUUUUACUCCAAAGAAGUAACAAAACAUGCAAUAUUGUUAAUUUAAACGUAAUAUAAUUUUAUUUCCUAUUGGUAUGUGGAAAAUUCUUUCCUUCUUCUCAGGAUACCUGUCUAAAAAGAACUGGAUCUUUUGGGACCUUACCUACAGUUUCUUCUGAGGGCCUAAGCAGUCCCAUCUUAGUUAGGAAGCUUAAGGAUAAUCCAAAUGCUUCACUUAAUUUUCUCCGACAGAUAUAUUGAAGAGCUAUAGGUAAGUGUAUAAAGAGACAGAAAAUAGGAAAUGUGAUGGAAGUAUUAUAAAACAGAAAGCCAAUUUAGUGUAGUAAUUAAGACUCUAAGCUAGAAGGCAGGAAACUUACAUACAAAGGAAGAAGGAAAUGGCAAACAAUUUCUUUAC